AUGGACAGACGCCGCUUGAUCCCAUCGGAUUCCAGACACAUUGAAGAACGCCAAUACCUUGGUCGAGAGUUGUGCAGGAGUCUGCAAAUGGACCGCGAAGCUUGGUGGUGUGAACGUGCUAGGGAGAUGGAGCUUGCUAGUCUCUGUGCUCCAUCUGCUACCUCUGGCGCUCGCGCUGGGGCUGAGUGGUCUACCCCAACAGACCCUCCCUCUUCCCAGGAAAUCGAGCAGGAGCUCCAGCACAUGAAGCGUUAUAAAGCCCCCGGCCCUGAUGGUCUUCACCCAGCUCUAUUUAAAGAUGGUGGCGCAUCGCUGGUCCGAGAACUCACCGCUUUGUUCUCGAAAAUUUGGUCGAAAGAGAAGGUUCCAUCAUUUUGGGGUGAAUCGAUAGUCGUACCCAUCUUCAAAAAGGGCCUGCGCACAAUCUGCUCCAACUACAGAGGCAUAAGCUUAGUCCCCGUCGUUUGCAAGCUGCUGGUGUCCAUCACACUUCGCAGGCUAUCCCCAACACGCGAAUCGUUGCAACGAGAAGAACAAGCUGGGUUUCGCCCUGGUCGCGGCUGCAUCGAUCAAAUCUUCACACUUCGCCAGAUCCUCGAGCUCCGCCAUGUGUAUCAGAGGCCAAUGAUUGUUGUGUUCCUGGAUAUCCGUGCAGCCUUCGAUUCUGUUGAUCGUCCAGUACUGUGGCAGUGCCUUCUGAGGAACGGUGUCCCCGAGAGGUUCGUCUCCAUACUGCGCGCUCUAUAUAUUCUGACCUCGGGCAGGGUUAGGGCUUAUGGCAUGCUUUCGCCUACCUUAGUGGUCUCCAGUGGAGUUCGACAAGGAUGCCCUAUCUCUCCGUUCCUAUUCAACUUUGCCAUUGAAGAUGUCCUGAAGAACGCUCUGAGCGAUUCGUUGAACGCUGGCGUUGAGCUCCUCCCAGGUAGUCGAGUUGUUGAUUUGGAUUAUGCUGAUGAUAUCGUCUUGCUGGGUGACGAUCCACAGGUCGUCCAACUUGCAUUAAACCGCUUGACGAUUGAAGCAUCAAAGUACGGUAUGUACUUGUCGCCAUCCAAAUGCAAGGCUCACCUUCAAGACUGGCAGGUACCUCUGCAUGCACUCACGCUUGCUGGUGAGACACUGGAGGUUGUGGAGAACUUCGUCUACUUGGGAAGUUGCAUCACUGCUGGCGGGACUGUUGGAGACGAGAUUUCGAUGCGCAUCUCGAGAGCACGCCUCGCUUUUUCUAGGCUGAGGCAUUUGUGGCGUCGCCACGACAUUCGUCUCUCCAUCAAAGGGCGGGUCUAUUGUGCAACUGUUCGUGCUGUACUGUUGUACGGAUGCGAGACAUGGCCCAUUCGUAAAGUUGACUUGCGCAGGCUAUCCGUCUUCGAGCACCGCUGUCUGCGGUCCAUUGCCCGUGUGUGGUGGCAGCAGCACGUAAGCAAUGUGGAAGUUAGACAGCGUGUCUUGGGACGUGGAAGCCACUCGCUCGAGGAGCUCAUCUCACUGCAUCAACUGCGGUGGUUGGGACACGUAUUGCGCAUGCCUGUCCAGCGUUACCCCCGUCGUGCGUUGUCUGCACUUGCUGGACAGGGCUGGAAGAGACGGUCUGGUGGACAGCCUACAACAUGGAGAAGCCGCAUGAAAAAGUUGACGAAACAAUUGGCCUAG
Dicrocoelium dendriticum is the source of this 1653-nucleotide messenger RNA. The record is from the annotation of a GenBank genome assembly. NCBI's taxonomy places the organism in Eukaryota, Metazoa, Platyhelminthes, Trematoda, Plagiorchiida, Dicrocoeliidae.